Molecule: messenger RNA, 1384 nt
Organism: Mytilus trossulus (common blue mussel)
Lineage: Eukaryota; Metazoa; Mollusca; Bivalvia; Mytilida; Mytilidae
Product: probable cyclin-dependent serine/threonine-protein kinase DDB_G0292550
Exons: 8
Coding region: 1-1134 (377 amino acids)
Source: RefSeq, a predicted model, not a curated record
AUGGAAAGAGAGAAGGGAAACAGAGAAUCAAUUGUUUGUGGAGAUCAGGACCCAGCACUGCAGCGCUAUGUUAAAAUUCCCAAAGCUGAUACCAAAUUGAGAUCUCAAGAAUCAGAUGAACAAGGGGAGCCGAAGUAUGAUUAUGCAGUCACAGGGGAAAUAUCUAUAUGCACAUGUAAUAAAUCACAGGAAAGAAAAGAAGAGUCAUCAAGCCACAAAAAAGAAAAUACGAGUAAAAACAGAACGGAGACCACCAAGAAUGCUGAUGAAUCUGCUGUUAUUGAAGAUACUAAAGUAAAAAAGAAAGAAAAAGCGAAAGUUAAGAGACCAACCAAACGAGCACGUCUGAAAAGUGGUACUGUGCAUUAUGAAAACGAAACAGUGAAUACCUCUAUGAAGAAGGAAGAAAAGGCGAAUUCAAAUAGGCCAGACAAACGAACAUGUUUGAAAAGUGGUAUUGUACAUUAUGAAAACGAAGCUGUGAAUACAUCUGAUAACAAGGCAAACGAUGACAUUGAAAAUGAAAGUGUUAGCGACAAAUCUUAUGUUCGAAUGAGAAACACAGAUACUGGUAGUGCAUCUGGCCAGUUCGCAAAUGAACGCGCUAACACUUCUUCAAAUAAGCGUCAUGGAAAUGAGAGUAACUUGUAUGAAAGUAUGCAUGAUAUGCCAUAUAAAAUGAUGACUGCUGUCGAUAUCGAUAUUGAAGCUAAUAACGAUGACUGUAUGUCAACACCAGAAAGAGGUAUUAGUGAUAAGAUGAGCCACAUAAAGUUGAACACAGACAGUGAAAAUGGAAGUGAACAAACCAAUGUCGAUUUACCAUUACAAAGCAGUAAUAUGGAAAACAAGGACAACGUACAUGAUGAAAGGUUUGAAAAUAUGGAUUCGUACAGUACAAGAGAGAGUCAGGGAAGUGAUCUAAGCAAUGAGAGCAGAAAAAGUGACGAGAGCGAGGAAAGUAAUGAUAGUAACAAUAGCAGAUCUACAGAUAUAUCUGUUCGUUCUGACAAUAAUCCAAGAGAAUCAGCACCAACAAACUCUGGUCAAGACAAUCAUUCUAUGAGCGUGCAUAUUUAUGCAAACAAUGUUCAGUUAGGUCCAAAAACAAUCGUCUACAUGCAAAGAGAUUAGCAUAUAGCAUUAUUUGGGGUAAUUUUCUAUAAAUGAGAAAUGAAGAAUAUUAAGGGCUAGAGUUUAUAUGCCCUUAAUUCAUAAACCGUGACAAUACUCCAAGAGAAUCAGCACCAAUAAACCCUGGUCAAGACAAUCAUGUUAUGAGCGUGCAUAUUUAUGCAAACCAUGUUCAGUUAGGUCCAAAAACUAUCGUCUACAUGUAAAAAGAUUAGCAUAUAGCACUAGUUUGGGUAACUUUCUAUAAAUA